This is a messenger RNA of Nomascus leucogenys (northern white-cheeked gibbon), 499 nucleotides long. Its product is annotated as prostaglandin E synthase 3-like. The transcript is spliced from 2 exons. Gene Ontology annotation, cellular component: nucleus; cytosol. The coding region runs from base 1 to 477 and encodes 158 amino acids. The record is from RefSeq and is a predicted model, not a curated record. Gene Ontology annotation, biological process: protein folding; chaperone-mediated protein complex assembly; telomerase holoenzyme complex assembly. Gene Ontology annotation, molecular function: prostaglandin-E synthase activity; Hsp90 protein binding; protein-folding chaperone binding. Lineage: Eukaryota; Metazoa; Chordata; Mammalia; Primates; Hylobatidae.
AUGCAGCCUGCUUCUGCAAAGUGGUGUGAUCGAAGGGACUGUGUCUUCACUGAAUUUUGUGUUGAAGACAAUAAGGAUGUUAAUUUGAAUUUUGAAAAAUCCAAACUUAUAUUCACUUGUCUUGGAGGAAGUGAUAAUUUUAAGCAUUUAAAUGAAACUGAUCUUUUUUACUCUAUUGAUCUAAAUGAUUCCAUGCAUAAAAGAACGGACGGAUCAAUUUUAUGUUGUUUACGAAAAGGAGAAUCUGGCCAGUCAUGGCCAAGGUUAACAAAAGAAAGGGCAAAGCUUAAUUGGCUUAGGAUGAUGAACAACAUGGGUGGUGAUGAGGAUGUAGAUUUACCAGAAGUAGAUGAAGCAGAUGAUGAGUCACAAGACAGUGACAAUGAAAAAGUGCCAGAUCUGGAGUGGAGUAAGAAAUAUUAUCAUCACCUGGAUUUUGCGAAAGAAAAUAACUUCUCUGCAAGAUUUCAUAACUGAGAGAAUUCCUGAGUUGAUAGCC